UAUCAUCCUCAAUCUGGCUAUAUCUUUGGUGUCGGCAAAAACCUAUUCGACAGGUUGCAGGAAGAUCUAUAUGAUUAUCAGAGAAAAAUCAACACUUAUCAUCCUUUUCAUGACGAAGGGGAGUGGGAAUUGGGAAGGUUUCUGGUUGAAAACCUGACUCAAACUCAGAUCAACAAGUUUUUGAAGUUAAAAUGGGUAGGACUCAACUUAGAGCACUACUUGACAGGUCUGACUCUAUGCUUACGGUUUCACACCCGUCCAAGACCAUCUUUCUCCUCAAAGGACCAACUUCUAGACUGGAUCAAUGCACUGCCAUCAUUUGUGCCAUGGAAGGUCUCAAACAUAGAGUUUACAGGCUACAAGACUACUUACCCUGUGCAACUCAUCUGGCGUGAUGCUUUAGAGGUCGUUAAGCAGCUCUUCAGUGAUCCUAUUUUUGCCAAUCACAUCACCUUUCAGCCGCAUGUCAUCAAUACUGGAGGUCAACGAGAAUAUGGGGAUUAUAUGAGCGCCGAUAUGGCAUGGAAAAUUCAGGUCAAUUUUUUUCUGUUAAGUUUACUGUUCAAAGAUUGA
This is a messenger RNA of Suillus subalutaceus, 573 nucleotides long. RefSeq lists its product as uncharacterized. Lineage: Eukaryota; Fungi; Basidiomycota; Agaricomycetes; Boletales; Suillaceae. The transcript has a single exon. The annotation marks the transcript as partial. The record is from RefSeq and is a predicted model, not a curated record.